AUGAAAAGAAUAUACGGGAUUUUUGUCGUGACGAUAUCGGCAGUGGUUCUUCCAUCCAUCAUAGCACAGCAUCAAGAAUAUGCACCGGAAUAUGCACACCCUUCCUACUCGUACAGCUAUGGCGUUAAGGACUUGCAUAGUGGCGACGUCAAGUCUCAGUGGGAGACCCGCGAAGAGGGCAUUGUCAAGGGGCACUAUAGCGUUGUCGAACCAGACGGCUCCAUUCGCGAAGUGGAUUACACGGCAGAUGCCAAAAAUGGCUUCAACGCCGUUAUCAAGACGCAUGGACCGAACACACAUCCGCAUCCCGAUGGCGAAGGCGAUGACAAUCAUCGGUAUGAUCGGGAAAAUUUGCAGUCGAAAAUUAAUCAUUACAGCAAGGAGCAAGACACGAUUAUCCUGAGUAGUGAUUUGCCACGAAAAGAAGCUCCCAUCGCGAAUUUGAAGGAUAAAAAACAACCAAUUCCGUCGUUGCUUGAGUUAAAGCCUUAUGUUGAGUCACAUUUGCCUCAAAUUAAUUACGAUGACGGAGGAGAUGAUUUCCGCCCAGUUCGUAUUCGAGAAGUGAAUGCUCCGGACUUGUCGAGACCCCAACGUCCCUUUAAUGGCAACAACAACAAUUACAAUCCCUACAAAAAAUCCGACUUUAGUCAUCCGAACUUGAACAAUGCUUAUAAUGGAAAUCAAAAUUACAACAACAAACCCGUUUAUGGCAUCCGAAAUCCCGAGGUUUCAUCGAAAUUUGUGCCGCCCCCAAGACAACAUCAAACCCAAGGCUUCAAACAUUACCCAACAUAUCCAAAGCCAACACAACGUCUCACCCAUAAACGUCCCGAUUACAACAGUUACUUCAACCGAAAAGCCCACAAUCCUCAACCGGGACCCACGGGCUUGCAAUCUUUCGCGAACGCCGUCGACGAACAAGCCCAAGCGUCGUGGCGCAUGAUCCAGAGCAUCUUGAAACAAAAUCGCAAGGGAACUGCCGGAGUCGCAACGUAUGCCAGUGAUAACAAAAAUUACUUCUUGUGA
Molecule: messenger RNA, 1029 nt
Organism: Culicoides brevitarsis
Lineage: Eukaryota; Metazoa; Arthropoda; Insecta; Diptera; Ceratopogonidae
Gene: Cpr76Bc
Exons: 2
Coding region: 1-1029 (342 amino acids)
Cellular component (GO): extracellular matrix
Source: RefSeq, a predicted model, not a curated record